Messenger RNA from Colletotrichum spaethianum, 507 nucleotides. RefSeq names its product putative metallocarboxypeptidase ecm14. NCBI's taxonomy places the organism in Eukaryota, Fungi, Ascomycota, Sordariomycetes, Glomerellales, Glomerellaceae. Bases 1 to 507 code for a protein of 168 amino acids. The record is from RefSeq and is a predicted model, not a curated record. The transcript has 2 exons.
AUGCGUCCCCAAUCCGUCUUGACCCUCGCCGGCCUCGUCCUGCUUGCUCCCGUCGCCUCUGCCGCCCGCUUCGACGUAUACUCAGACCGCCGUCACGAGACGCCGGCGAGACUUCGCGAUGAUCACGUCAACGAAGUCGUGUUGCGCUUCAAUCUAACCACUGCCGAAGAAGAGACUGCUUUCGCCGCUGCAGCAGCUCGGACGUUUCUCGACGUAUGGACCUUCAAUCGCGAAUACGUUGACGUUCGCAUUCACAAAGGCGACAUUGGAUCCUUGCUAAGCCUCUUGCCUGUGUCCCUCAAGACAAGCUAUUCAACCUUGAUUACAGAUCUGGCCGCAGCAGUGUAUGACACUUAUCCGGCCCUCGACACUCCCGUCCAGAUUCAUCGCGUUGAUGGUCGCCGGGCGGACCUGAAGCCGGCGCGCAGUGGGAGCGAAAAUUACUUCUUUCAGGACUACCAAAAACUUGAUGUCGGUGACUCGUGGCCCGUACUGAGCAACUCUUGA